ACGACUGGUCACGCAAAUCGCCAAACAGGGGAGCGCAUCAAACCAGCUCUUAAUCAAAUUGUACCUGUACAAUGUGCCGAGGAUAAACAUCGAUGUGUAUUACGACAUCGUUUCUGCGCUGAAACGGGAUGGGCCGCGGGAGCCGCGUGGGUCGCGGGGGCCGCCCAAUCAGGAGGAGACUCGAAUUUUGAACGUGCCCCAUUUCGAUGAUGCAAACCUGAUUUUGUACAAAUAUUUUCAAUACGUAAACUCAGGAUGUGAUAAAAAAAAGUUACUAAAAUUAAUGCUCCUUCUGUACAACAAAAAGUUGCGCGAAUACAACGAUAAGAAAAUUUAUUUUUACAACUCGUGUGUGUAUGUGCAGAAUUUUGUCUUCGAACAUUUUUUUUAUUAUCAUUCCAAUUUUUCCUACUUGAGGAGAGGAGGAGAUGGAAGGAGCGUCCAUAGCAAGUACACUCUGCACACAGAUUUUUUCCUAUACGCGUUGGAUUUUUAUUUGUUUCAUUUAUCAAAAAAUUGCAAACUUCUGAGCAUUGAACAAUUGAAUGUUCUUUCAAAUAUUUACGCAAAUGUGAGUAUCUCUCCUGAUGGCCACUCGGGGGAAGGGACCCCCCAGAUGGGAGGUGAAUGUAUACAGAGGGAAACCCGUACAAAGGAGGCCUCGUCCGAAGUGGUGAACAUAGUUGAAACGAAGACAAACAACAAAAUAUGCCUGCUGUUUAUUCACAUAUCGAGGGGUAUCCUCGCCCAAACGCAGUCCUACAUGGUGAGAAAACACACCGCUUCGCGAGAAGAGGUCACCACUCCCAUGAAACUAAUACAUACGAAUGUCAACACGUGUAAGACAAUUAUAAAUCGCCUCUUAAACAAAAGCGCAUCAGAACAACAUCGAGAAUAUGUCAUUUUAAAAAAAAAGUAUCAAAAAAAACUGCUAAAUGUGAACACUUUAAAAAAUUACCUGAACGGCGUUAAACACCUGAAUAUUAUUAACAUAAAAAAAUAUGUGUACAUGAUCCUUUAUCUUUAUUUUAAUUCAUUCGUAUUUAACAAAUCGGUUUAUUUUACCUCUCUCAUUUUUUACAUUUUACAAAAAUAUAAUUUACAACACACGUACCUAUUUAACAUACUCUUUAUCAAGUUUAACUUAUUUUUUUUGAAUUACAAAACGUUGAAUGAGUACAACAAAGGGGUGUUACUUGAUGGACUUGGGAGAUAUAUCGAUUCUCUUUUGACAUUUCGAAUUAAGCAAGGUGGUCAUGGGAAACUCAAAGCAACACAGACAGAUAUAAGAAGUCCCCCAGGGGAAAAACACCCCGACGAACUUUUUUCACAACUUUAUCACAACGAAUUUGUAGAAAAUGCACACAUUUGUAGAGAACUCCACGAGGAGGAGUAUAAAUGCAGAAGAAAUUACCCAAAACAUUUUACAUACUUUGAAAAUGCCCUCCUCAAUUUGUUUAAAUAUUUAUAUCACAAUGUCACAUUGGUGGAUGGAAGAAAAAUGGCUGGAGGGAUAAACUUCGAGGAGGAAGAAAAUGUUACACGUGUGUGCAAAAUUUUUGUGGAAAAAAAAUAUAACAAAUUUUGCCUGACUUGGUCAGAACAUUUUUUGUCAAAUGUUGUGCUGCUAUCCAAUUAUGUGCAGAACUGCCUCCCCGUUCUUUUUUCCUUCAUGCAAAGGAUUGUCUCGGUUGGGGUGAAACACACCAGACAGGGGGGGACGAAGCGGGGAGGGAUUAUCACUUUACAUAGGAGAAACGUACUCAUUCCGUGUGACGAACGGGGGAGAACCACCCCAGCACAUUGUGCACAGUGUUUACGGUAUGCGCUGUGUGCACCCCUUCGUAAGGUAACUCCCCAUGUGCAAAAAAAAGGAGCAUUAAACCCAUUUUCGUCCCUUUUGACGCACAUAUACCGCACAUUUAAACAGGUAGUGGUUAACUGCUGCCCAAAUGAUGAGGAGAAAAUUACGAGCAAACCACCCAAAUGGGAAGCAGAAUCGAUUAUGUUUAGGAACAUAAAAAAAAAUAGCAAUAACAAAAUGAGAACGAGUCUCACACACUACUACGUUAGCAGCAGUUUUAAAAAAAUCAGUGACGCCAACUUGGUUAAUGAGAAAAAUAUUUUGACCUUCUACUGCGACAUAUAUUUUAAUAACAACAUUGUCGAGGUUGACGGGCCUAAGCAUUUUCUCAUUUACUACAACUUUGAGAAAAACGCUGACCAGGGUAGGCAGGACAGCCACGAUAACCAUGACGGUCAGUUUGGCCAGCGUAGGCAGGACAGCCAGGACGGCCACGAUAGCCAUGACGGCCAGUUUGUCUCAAAGUGUUACCCCCCCUUCAUCGCCAAGCAUAGGGACAUUUUCGACUUCAAUUUUGUGUUUCCUUUUUUUUUCAACAACGCAAACGUGAUGCACUUGAAGGAUCGUCAAAGUGGCCACUUCUACUUUUAUAAUGACAAGAGCUUGAAGAAAAACUUUUUUUUGUACAUCAACGGUUAUUUUGUGAAGCACAUAAACUGCUACGAUCGGGACAUAACGAGCUUCAAAUAUCUGCACGACGUGUUGUUCAGGCGAAGGAGCGACUUCCACGUCGCGUGGGGUGGAGUGUAUCAGUA
This is a messenger RNA of Plasmodium cynomolgi strain B, 2619 nucleotides long. RefSeq lists its product as hypothetical. The record is from RefSeq and is a predicted model, not a curated record. NCBI's taxonomy places the organism in Eukaryota, Apicomplexa, Aconoidasida, Haemosporida, Plasmodiidae. The annotation marks the transcript as partial. The transcript has a single exon.